Lontra canadensis (Northern American river otter) is the source of this 1611-nucleotide messenger RNA. It is a transcript of the gene STMN3, whose product is annotated as stathmin 3. Gene Ontology annotation, cellular component: cytoplasm; neuron projection. Gene Ontology annotation, molecular function: tubulin binding. Bases 754 to 1296 code for a protein of 180 amino acids. Lineage: Eukaryota; Metazoa; Chordata; Mammalia; Carnivora; Mustelidae. Gene Ontology annotation, biological process: neuron projection development; microtubule depolymerization; regulation of microtubule polymerization or depolymerization. The record is from RefSeq and is a predicted model, not a curated record. The transcript has 8 exons.
CCCUCACGUGUGGGACGGCCCAGCGUGCCAUAAAUUCUAGCUUAUAAAGGGCACGUACUGAGCCUAACUGUGAAGGGUGAGAGGAAGUGGACACCGAGGCUGGCCAUAAGCAGCCCCGCUCAGCAGACACACAGAUCUCGGUGGAGUCAACAAAUCCGGAUUGAGUCUGUUCUUGCAGGCCAGAGUGAGAUGAGAGGGUCACUGCAGGAAAAGGGCCCACCAUCUGCAAAGCUCUCCCUUGGGGGAUAUCAACCUGAUCUCUAGGCCCAGAGAGAAGGGAGUCAUGACCCCCGCACACUCACCAACUGUAUCUCUCUUCACCUGGAGACUGGCGUUAUGGCUGUAUCUUACCCACGAGAAACAGAGCCACCGAGAAGUCAGAAACACGCUCCCAAUUGCACAGCAAAAUUGACUCAUUCUUUGGGGUGCUCCUUGGAGGCCUUCCCGACCAGUUCCUACCCUCCUGUCUAUGACAUGCUUUCCCCUCAGCAUGGACCUGGCCACACAGAACACACCUUCCAGGCUUCAGAGGCUUUAAUGAAGAGCUCUCCAGCCCCAGCCUGAUGUGGGGGCCUCUCCUCUCCUGCCGUGCCGGCCCUGGGGAAUGGGGCAUGUCUCCGCAUACCCACAAGCCUGCACAAAGCCAAACUGGGGCAGCGAGUCCAAGAGCACUGCAGCAUUCACCAACUGCAGCUCCAGCCGCCGCCGCCCGAGCCUCCUUGGCCUUCCGCAGCCACCGCCGCCGCCAGCACCAUGGCCAGCACCCUGUCCGCCUACAAGGAGAAGAUGAAGGAACUGUCAGUGCUGUCGCUCAUCUGCUCCUGUUUCUACUCACAGCCGCACCCCAACACCAUCUACCAGUAUGGGGACAUGGAGGUGAAGCAGCUGGACAAGAGGGCCUCUGGCCAGAGCUUCGAGGUCAUCCUCAAGUCCCCUUCUGACCUGUCCCCCGAGAGCCCAGUGCUCUCCUCUCCCCCCAAGAGGAAGGACACCUCCCUGGAGGAGCUGCAGAAGCGGCUGGAAGCAGCUGAGGAACGAAGGAAGACGCAGGAGGCGCAGGUGCUGAAGCAGUUGGCCGAGCGGCGCGAGCACGAGCGCGAGGUGCUGCACAAGGCGCUGGAGGAGAACAACAACUUCAGCCGCCAGGCCGAGGAGAAGCUCAACUACAAGAUGGAGCUCAGCAAGGAGAUCCGCGAGGCGCACCUGGCGGCGCUGCGCGAGCGGCUGCGCGAGAAGGAGCUGCACGCAGCGGAGGUACGCAGGAACAAGGAACAGCGAGAGGAGAUGUCUGGCUAAGGGGCUGUGGGCCACAGGCGCCUGGAUCCUGAGAGGCGACAUCAGCACAUGCGGGCUCUGGUUUCGUCUUGUCCUACUUUGUCUAGAUGCAACUUUUGUCCCUGCACCCUCCUUCCCUCCCCUGCACUCCCAGCUCCUGCUUCUCUUUCCGCUCCGAGCUGUCCAGUCCUGCACAGGCUCUCCAUCAAGUAGCCACCACGGCGUGGCACACAGUCCCUCGGUUCAGGCACCAGGCCAGGCAGUGGCUGGGUCCCCUGUUGGUGGCCCUCUUAGAUGUGGUGGCAGCAUCAAUAAAUACCGUGGUGGUAGCAGGAA